Messenger RNA from Pomacea canaliculata, 1279 nucleotides. Its product is annotated as carbohydrate deacetylase-like. The coding region runs from base 195 to 1100 and encodes 301 amino acids. The record is from RefSeq and is a predicted model, not a curated record. The transcript is spliced from 5 exons. Gene Ontology annotation, molecular function: deacetylase activity. Gene Ontology annotation, biological process: carbohydrate metabolic process. Lineage: Eukaryota; Metazoa; Mollusca; Gastropoda; Architaenioglossa; Ampullariidae.
GGGGCAUCAUUCAAUACGGAGAUCCUUGUGUUCUUGUGGUACACGGUGACAGUGCAAACCUUGGCCUUCCCCCAGCCAUGUGGGAUAUCUUUAUCUCUUUUUACAUUUAGGUUGCGCUAUCAGUUUUUGCAUCACCUAACUUGAUGACAUUGGGGUUUACUUCUGCCCCUGAAGACAUGUAACGCAAUGUAAAGAUGGCCAAACGACUGAUCAUAACAGCAGACGACAUGGGUUACAAUGUUGAACGUAAUCGCGGAAUCAUCGAGUGUUUUCAAAGAGGAGCUAUUACUAACUCAUCGUUGAUGGUGAAUGGAAUAGCAGCUGCCGAUGCUGCUCAUCUGGCUCUAAAAUAUGGCCUGCCGACGGGAUUACAUCUAAAUAUAACUGAAGGCAUUCCGGUAAAUACUGGUUCCCCUUAUGAGACUCUUACCAAUGAGAAUGGUCAUUUUCUUGGUAUGCAUGGUCUACCAGCAGCCGUACAAAAAAGUGUGAUCAACAUUGCUGAGGUAAGAGAGGAGAUGAAUGCCCAGAUCAAGAGAUAUGAGGAGUUGAUUGGCAGCAAACCAGUGUAUGUCGAUGGUCACCAGCAUGCUCAUAUCAUUCCAGGUUUAUCAGAAGUUUUUGCUGAAGUUCUGGAAGAGCAUCAUAUUCAAGCAACUCGGGUUCCUUAUGAGAAAAACUUGAAGGAAGUCUCAUGGCUUGGAGAACCAUGGGAAAAGAUUCUCUUCACAUUUAGUGAUGAUGCUGCAAGAGCGAGGCCAAUAUUUAAAGCUCACAACAUUUGGGAAUCAGACCUGUUCUUUGGACUUGCAACAAUGGGAUGCAAUAUGAGCAUUGAGCGGCUUCAGACAGGUAUUACAAGGGCUUUUGACUCUGUACCUAACUUAAUUAACCAGACUGUCACAUGUGAGCUGAUGAGUCAUCCAGGCUUUGCAUGCCAAGGGGAUGGAGGUUGUGGAGAAGGCCCAGAUGACUUUUCGCAGUCAUCUGACCGAGAAUAUGAGAAAUCUGUCCUGGAGAGUGAGGAUAUGGCACAAUUUUACAAGAAGAAUGGAAUUAUGCUGAUGUCUUACCACCAGUGUCUGGAGUCCUUAAAAUAAAGAGGUACUUAAAACAUCUUCAAGAGUGUAGUUUCACAUAGUAAAAGGGUUAAAUGUCGUUAAAUUUAAAGGCCAAACUUUUAGCUUAGGGCAGGUAAGAAUGAUUUUGACCAGAGGAAGGGAAAUGAGAAACACAUGUAGAGCCGGCUGAAGUACAAGCCUUGUUUUCAAUCUGGUGC